Messenger RNA from Solanum lycopersicum (tomato), 4016 nucleotides. Lineage: Eukaryota; Viridiplantae; Streptophyta; Magnoliopsida; Solanales; Solanaceae. The record is from RefSeq and is a predicted model, not a curated record.
UUGAUCAUUUUUGACACUGUUGUUGAACUAUUUCAGGGUUUUAUGCUAUCUAUCUUCUUCCUGUGCACGAUCGAGAUGCUUGCCCGAUUUGAUUUCCGUUCUCUCUUCUUCCCUAAACUCCGCGUCCGUUUUCUCCGCUUCUUCUGCUCUUCACAACUCCAGCAAACGCCGCCGGAACUUCCGCAAUUCGAACCCUCAAACGACGCCGACUUAAUUUCUCAGCUACUCCUCCAACACCACAAUCCAUUUCACGCCAUGGAAUCUUCUCUUCAGCUCCAUGGCAUUUCCUUCACCCCUUUUCUUGUUCAUCAAACUCUCAUCCGACUCAAAAACUGUUCUAAAGUCGCCCUUUCCUUCUUUCACUACUCCCAAUCGCAACCCAAUUCCGACACCUCCACCACCACUGCUUUCAAUCUCCUCAUCGACAUUUUAUGCAAAGUCCGCCAGUUCGAUGUUGCAUGGCAGCUUAUUAUUCAAAUGGACCAGAAAUCUGUAAAAACUGAUUUCACUACUUUUUAUGUGUUGAUCCGUAGGCUUAUCUCUGCUGGCUUUACCCGCCAAGCCAUUAGGACUUUCAGUGAAAUGCAUGUAUUUCUUGAUCAAUACGGUGAAGAUGAAGUAUGGAAAUUGUAUUUUAUUUAUCUUCUUGAUACUCUUUGUAAAUAUGGAUAUGUUAAGGUGGCUACUGAAGUUUUUAAUAAAGAAAAAUGGAGAUUGGAGCUCAACUGUAAGGUUUAUACUAUUCUGAUGUAUGGUUGGUGUAAAGUGAAGAAUGUAGAGAUGGCUAGGAGGUUUCUUGGGGAGAUGAUGGAUAAGGGUAUUGAUCCAAACGUGGUAAGUUACAAUGUUUUGUUGAAUGGAAUUUGUAGGAGAGCGAGUUUGCAUCCGGAUGGUAGGUUUGACAAGGUAAUCAGGGAAGCAGAGAAGGUGUUUGAAGAAAUGACUGAAAGAGGUGUGGAGCCAGAUGUAACCAGCUAUUCCAUACUCCUCCAUGUCUAUAGCCGGUCUCAUAAGCCUGAGUUAUCACUUGAGAAAUUAAGGAUUAUGAAACGCAAAGGGAUAUGCCCGAAUAUUGUGACAUAUACCUCAGUUAUCAAGUGUCUCUGCACUUGUGGUAGGAUUGAAGAUGCGGAGCUGUUACUCGAGCAAAUGGGUUCUAAUGGGGUUACUCCCACAUCCACCACUUACAAUUGUUUCUUUAAAGAAUUCAAAGGGAGGAAGGAUGUCGAAGGUGCGUUGAGGUUGUAUGGGAAAAUGAAGCAGGGUUCCCUCUGCUUACCUAGCGUGAGUACAUUCAACAUCUUGUUGGGGAUGUUACUGAAAUUAGGUCGAAUAGGGAUGGCAAGAGAUAUUUGGGACGAUAUGAAGGAUUCUGGAGCAGGGCCUGAUUUGGAUUCAUAUACAUUGUUGAUUCAUGGAUUUUGUGAGAAGAAAAAAUGGAAAACAGCCUGUGAAUUCUUUAUGGAAAUGAUAGAAAAGGGAUUUCUGCCACAGAAGGUCACCUUCGAGACACUUUAUAGAGGCUUAAUACAAUCCAAUAUGCUGAGAACUUGGAGAAGGUUAAAAAAAAGGCUUGAUGAGGAAUCAAUAACUUUUGGUUCAGAAUUUGAAAAUUAUCAUCUCAAGCCUUAUAGAAGGUAAUCUGAUGAAGUUCUGAAAGGGGUACAAGGCUGAACAAUCUAAUGUCAAGCUAAAGUGUUAACUGAUAUUUUCUGAUUAAUGGAGAGCUAUUUAUAAUUGAUGGUGUAACAGACAUCAAGAACAAAAGUAAGAACCUUAGGCUAUAGUUCAGGCUGUAAGGGUGACGCCAGGCACAUUAAAUGAGACACUGUUCAUCCCAAAGGCAUCCUAUGUACCAACAACACAUGCACUUCUUCCUUACCACCAAUCUCAAGGAGGAGCAUUCUCCCAACCAAGUAGUGCAAUGAGUCAGGAUUGGAAGUUGUUCAAGCAAAUGAUGCUCCAAUGGCUUCUCUCACGACUUCCAUCAGAAAAUCUUUAAGGGCAAACGAGCAAAAUUUCUCAAGCCCUCAACUCUAGACCAAAAGGUUCUCUACCAAGUAAUACGGUGGCUAUAAUCCUUAAGGUACUGAAGAGAGAAAAUGUAAAACUUUGGUGUAAUGUCAACAAAAUAUUAAAAAAUCCACUACUCAUCUUCAGUUGUGAAGAGGAUGAGUAAGAAGGCAAUGGAAUGUUGCUGAAUGUUAAGUGUAUUGUUUUUUAAAUCGUUUUUGUAGUGCAUAGUGUUGGGUGUUUUUCCUCCUUAUCAUUGGUCACCUUCGUUUUUAAAUGUAUACAUCCAAUUCAUCGUUUUCUCCUUACUAUGUGCUGGUAAAUUUCUUCUUACUGUUCCUACUGCUGAAUGUUCUAGUCUGCGGUUCGGAACCUUAAGCUUAACUCAAGUUGUGAUCUAUGCUGGUAGUAGUAACACUUUUUCUUACUCAUAAAUCUGCUGUCUGUAUGCUCUGGAACUAUGUUGCUCAGACUCUUCAAAAAUGUCAAUUGUUGCGUGUCGGAUUCGCCAAAAGUAGUGUAUUUUUGAAGAAUCCGAGACGGGUGUGGCAUCAAAAGUGAAGAGUCCGCAACUAAGCUCUGGAAUAUGAAAUCCAAAAGGGGGGGGGGGGGGAGAGAAUGUUUGUUAUUCCCUGCCCUUAUUUAAUUGUUUUAGUGAUGUUGUUCACUUUUCUCCUUUAAAAAGGAGUCUUGUGUUUGUAAUCUCUAUGUGUUGUAUGUCGCUUGUUUUGUAUCACACUUGGUGUUGCUUGGUAUGGGAGUAGCAUUUUAGGAGUUUGGCUAGACUUCGAUUAUGAUGCCAUUGGCUACUGCUGCUGCUCCAUGAUUUAUGGAGAAGUUAAGCAUUGAUGCUGCAUGUUGCAGAAAUCUGAAAAAAUGUUCAGGUAGUUUGAUAUGUAAUCAAGUCAGUUCUGUUCUUCUCCCACCUGGCUACCCUCCAUAAAAAUAGAGAACUAACAUAAUUAGGGUUGUGAAUUGUAAAUUUGCUGGGAGUAUCAUAUAGGAAUGGUUUUAUCUGUGUUUCUAUUUGUUGAUACUUUAGAUGCAAGUUGCACAUUUUGCCUCCAGACUAAUAGAGGAGAUAGAAACCGGAGGGUAAGAGCAGCAUUUGUCUAACAUCAAACCAGCUAAUAAGAUAAAAUACUCUUACGAACUGCCAAUGGUGGGCUGGACCACUUAUCUGCUUGAAUCAUUCUGCCUAACCCUAAUGUAGAUCCUGCUAGCUUAGUUUGGAUUUUAAAUUCUUACGAAAAGAUGUGGUCCUCAGUGGCCAUUUGUUCCGGUGCGUCUAUACAACUUAUUAAGGGACAUAUUUCUUUUAAAUGUAAUCAAUUCGUGAAGCUGCACUGUUUUUCGAACAACACCCUCAUAAUCACACAAUUAUCAAAAAACAGAGGAGCUGUUAAUAUUGGUAGUGCAUUUAAAUUUAAAUGGGUGAUGAUUUCCUUGUAUUUUUCAACUCUCCUUUGACAGAAUUUGGUUGAGGAGAAGGAUAAGAAAGUGAAGGAGUUGCAAGAUUACACUGUUGCGUCCAUUUUACCCCCACAAAAGCAAAAUAGGCAAGAUGCUAAUGGCUAAAUGUAGGACGCAUAAUGAAGGAAAGAUGCAUGAAUUAACAAUGGAACUGGCUUUGCAGAAGUCUCACAAUGCUGAACACAAAAGUCAAUUUGAAGAUAGAAAACAUGAAUGAUGAACAAGAAAUGGGUGGCCCAAUGGUUGGUAUUGAUUCGAAAGAAAGGAAGAUCGAUCAUUCAACGUAAUUCUCAAGCCAUUUUGCUUCCCUUUACUCUCUCUCAGUCUAUGCACUAAUUUUUCUUUUUCAAAAUUCUAAUUACGAAAAUGAAUAUAACUUUAUAAUAUUGAGUUGAUCUAAAUCAAUUUUCACUCCACAGAGAAGAAAAAGAAAACUUUAUCAUGAUAACAAUCCUGAGCAACAGACAAGUUUAUUAAUUGUCACAUUACCUUUUUAAAAAGCUUAAAUUAUGAGGUUUGCAUUAUGAUUA